AUGACAACGAUGUUCGUCCAACUGCGCCGUGUGGUGUACCUAUUGGUGCUCCUGCAAUGUGUGUGUGUGGCAUAUGCGGUGGGUGGGCCGGCAGAUCCCGAAGAGAAGGAGGAGGUGAAUUGCACGGACGAAAAGGUUCUAAAAGAUUUGAAAGAUCUUGCGGACUACAGCUCAGACCACUACAAGAAGUUGAUAGAACAGGCGGGACAUUCGCUGGGGGCUGCUGAAAAGUGUCUGCAGACAUGGAGGUAUGACGUGAGUGUCUGUAACGAAAGUAUCACUCGUAUUGGAGACGUCGUGAACACAACUGUCCAUUUUCUUUAUGGUGUGAGGAAGUUCAAGAAACUUGAAGUGAAGAGUCUGAAAAAGGAGCAAAGCAGUUGGGUGGGUCUACUUUCUCGGGUUGUGGGUGUGGAAUUGCCGGACCCACAGCCGAUAGAGUGCGGAGACCCGAGGAUCAAGGAAUUCAUGGAUAAUAUUAGUAACAAGGUUGGGGAAUUCAAUGCGAGUGUCGAAAAGGUGGCGGAGCUGGUUAAGAAUGCUCGUUCCAGUCGAUAUAUAUGUACGCCAUACCGUCAGGGUUUGGAAUUUGAGAGGGGGAAAUGGAAGGACGCGGGCGUCGACUGGUUUUUGGACAUUGCGAAAAAGAACUCCAGCGUGGUCUGCAUGGAUAAUGCGACGAGGGAGGGAGUCGCAACGGUCGUUACGGAAUACAAUAAAAUCGUUACCGCCCUGGAUGACAUCAGUAACGCCAGCGCCGGAACGCAAGUCUGCAGGUUGAAUGCCGGGGUGGAUUGGGGUGAGGAUUUUGGAAGGUUAUUGGGGGAUUUAAGAACCGAAUGUCAGGACACCCCUGGGCAAAAGUCGCUGCCAGAAGUGAAGAAGGGAGUUGUGCAAGAGAAGAAUUUGAGGGAGUAUUUGAAGUCGGACACCACAUCCACCACUUCCUCCCGUUCAGGGACCACUGAAACGAGUGGCAAGGCAGAGUACAUCAAGGAUUUUGAUGAGAGGACGGAGAAAGCGAAGCAGAGAAAGAUUGAGGAGGAUAGGAGGAGGGAUGCAGAAGAGGAGGCAAGAAAACGGGAGGAGGCUAAAAGGGUUGCAGAUGAAAGGGCGAGAAAAGAGGAGGAGGCGAAAAGGGUUGCAGAUGAAAGGGCGAGGAAAGAGGAGGAGGCGAAAAGGGUUGCAGACGAAAGGGCGAGAAAAGAGGAGGAGGCGAAAAGAAAUGCAGAAGAAAAGGCAAGAAAAGAGGAGGAGGCGAAAAGAGCCGCAGAAAUGGCGGCUAGGGAAGAAGAGGCGAAACGGGAGAAAAAAACCAGGAAGAAAGACGGUAGCAGCAGUCCUGCAUUGGCACACAGUUCCUUGAUUCUUCUUGUACUGUUUGUGUUGGGCUGCACUCUCGUAUGCUGA
Trypanosoma theileri is the source of this 1410-nucleotide messenger RNA. RefSeq names its product calcium-binding protein. Bases 1 to 1410 code for a protein of 469 amino acids. Lineage: Eukaryota; Euglenozoa; Kinetoplastea; Trypanosomatida; Trypanosomatidae. The transcript has a single exon. The record is from RefSeq and is a predicted model, not a curated record.